AUGGGCAGCCGACUCCUCAGCCCCAGCGCCUAUCCUGCGCCCUGGUGGGGAACGCAACCCGAAGGACCCGGACCCGCCAAGCGCCGCCGAAUUGAGGAGCCCGCGGGCCUUGAGUCCGGGGCUGCGCUCAGCCCGCGAGACCCGGCGGGGCCCCCGGCCGAGGACGCGCUCACUUCCGUGGUGGCCCUGGCUCCGGGCUGUGCCCUGCAGCUGCACCUGGAUGGCGUGGACCUGGUGCUGGAGCCCGAGCCAACGUCGGUCCUGCAAGUGUCUCUCGGAGGGCACACCCUCAUGCUGGUCCCCGAUGCCCUCUUGGGCUCCAGCGACGAGCGCCACGUUCCCGUCCUCCUGGAUGCUCCCGGGGAAGACGUCGCCAUCCAGCAGCGAUUCUUCUGCGCACGCGUCCCAGAGAUCGCUGGUCAAGAAGCGGCCUACAGCGAGGACUCGGACCUCGAGUUCCUGACUCCUGGGAUGGACCCUGCAGCCGGCUCAGCCUCUGGAAGGGUGUUCGACCCCUACCCGCACAGCCUCAUCAGAGUGCCCUCGCCUCGGGCCCCCACCCCCAGUCCUGAGAGGCGCUCUCCUGGUCCCUACUUCAACCUGGACCUCCACCUUCUGGAGCCCUUCCCCAGCUCACCACUCCAACCUCUACCUCCGUCUCCGAGUCCAGGCCCCCAGGCGCGCCCCCAGCGCCUUCCUGGUCCUGCUCCCAAGGCCCGGAGACGCCUGUUCCCGGAAUAA
Molossus molossus (Pallas's mastiff bat) is the source of this 741-nucleotide messenger RNA. Its product is annotated as proline-rich protein 23C-like. NCBI's taxonomy places the organism in Eukaryota, Metazoa, Chordata, Mammalia, Chiroptera, Molossidae. The coding region runs from base 1 to 741 and encodes 246 amino acids. The transcript has a single exon. The record is from RefSeq and is a predicted model, not a curated record.